Molecule: messenger RNA, 231 nt
Organism: Dovyalis caffra
Lineage: Eukaryota; Viridiplantae; Streptophyta; Magnoliopsida; Malpighiales; Salicaceae
Source: the annotation of a GenBank genome assembly
AUGGCCGCAUAUUCUGGGUUGGGAACCCAUCCCAAGCUGGAAUCAAUUGGUUUUCCAAAAGUUGUUGACAGAUACUGGAAACACUUGAAAAAGAAAUUAAAAAAUUAUAAGUAUUGGAGCCGGUGGGUCGGUCAUUCAGAACGCGGGCCCACUAAACGAAAGUCCUUGCGGUGUCAUGCUCUUGUCACUGUUAUUGCCAGACAAGCCAGCACGCUGACAAGGCGCGUGUAA